AUGUGCACGUUAGAGAAGCGCGGCAACAUUUUCUUCCUAACCCUUACCGACGACGAUGAGCACCGCUUAAACCCCAAACUCAUCGAUCAGAUCCGUUCGGCUCUCCACCAAGUCCACGCCGAAUCAACCCGCGGCACCGUACUGGUAACCAAAGAGGGCAGGUUCUUCUCCAACAGCUUCGAUCUGGCUUGGGCUCAGGCCGCUGGCAAAUGCUCCUCCCGCCAACGCCUCGGACACAUGGUCAAUCUCUUUCAACCGCUUAUCGCCGACCUGAUCUCUCUUCCGAUGCCAACCAUAGCCGCCGUGUUCGGCCACGCCGCCGCGGCAGGAUUCAUGCUGGCGCUGAGCCACGACUAUGUGUUGAUGAGGAGAGAUAAAGGAGUGCUCUACAUAAGCGAGCUCGAUAUUGGACUCCCCUUCCCUGAGUACUUCAUGGCGUUGAUGCAAUCGGCGAAACGUGGUGUUGAAAGCAGCGAAGGUGAAGGCAGACGAGGCGGUGAAGAUGGGGAUGAUCCAAACAAAGGGUUCGGUUCAAUGGAGCUUUGA
This is a messenger RNA of Telopea speciosissima, 546 nucleotides long. RefSeq names its product enoyl-CoA delta isomerase 2, peroxisomal-like. Gene Ontology annotation, biological process: fatty acid beta-oxidation. The record is from RefSeq and is a predicted model, not a curated record. The coding region runs from base 1 to 546 and encodes 181 amino acids. Gene Ontology annotation, molecular function: delta(3)-delta(2)-enoyl-CoA isomerase activity; enoyl-CoA hydratase activity. The transcript has a single exon. Gene Ontology annotation, cellular component: peroxisome. NCBI's taxonomy places the organism in Eukaryota, Viridiplantae, Streptophyta, Magnoliopsida, Proteales, Proteaceae.